UUUCUCAUCCCCCCAACAGAUGUUGAGAGUUUAAUGAGCUUCCUCCUUUGCACCCUUCACUCCGUAACAUUUGUUAACAGCUAUGUGAGAAAUUUAAAACAAUGACCUCCUACUGUGAUGUUAUCAGCUCAUGCCUGGUAUAUUAACUAAGCUCACUUGUAUCUGGCAGACUCUCGCAGACAAACUCCUUUGACUGUGUGACUCUCAUUGCCGGCCGGCUCUUAAUAAAACUACUUUGUUCGAUUCUCACUUAGUGUGUGAUCUUUGAUAACUAAAGAUUUCCACAACAAUUCUUGGCGUCACGAACAGGAUAUCUUGAGUGACUGACCGGAGGACCAGAACCCGUGAUUGAUCAUCCUGAAGGAUACUUCAGCCCCUGGGUCAGCCUUAACCAUCAGGGGACGGCGGAGGAACUCCGUUCAGACACCACUGAUAUCCAGAACGAAGUCUGCGUGUGGAGCAGCAUCCAGAAUCACACACGGAACGAUUACAGGCGCUGAAGGUGGAUCCAGAUCUGGACUCCUGUCCCCCGGUGUUACAACAGCCCCAGCAGCCUCAGCAGCGUCAUCCAGAGGACCGAUGGAGAGAUGAGACAUCGGGUCCCGCUGACUCCAACCAUGGCCAAGCUACAGGGGGAACCGAAAGACCGUCAGCAGACAUGACCAGCCCUUCACGUACCAAGUCCGGGAAGAUCUACGGACCGGAGGUGUCAGCAACCUCCCCUUUCUACAAAUUUGGACAGACUGCAAAGGGCCUAUUUUUGGGACAAAAUACUGCUGAAGAUGAAGACACUGAGGUUUUUAGUGCCCCCAUGGUGGAAGUAUCAGGACCCACCGGCCCCAUAUUGGUUUAUCGCCCUUGGUCCCCCUCUGAAAUCAUGGAACAUGCUAAAAAUCUUCCUGACCCCACUGAAGAUGGUGAGAAAGCUAGCGAGGAGUGGAGAGCUUUCUGCCGUGAACACCGCCCCACUGGACUUGAACUGAGAAAAAUUCUUGCUAAAAUGCUCACUGCUAGUGAUCUGGCUAAGAUCCGUCCCCACCUCCCUCCUGAUGACACCGGCCUGAAAAAUCCAAACUGGGACGAUGAGCCGAACCGACCUUACAGAGAAGCCAUCACCACACUCUGUGAUGGCAUAAAGACUGUGUUCCCUAAUCGAGGAAGCCUGGCUGCCCUGAGAAAUCUGAUACAGGGCCCAGAUGAGCGCAUGGAGACUUUUCUACACCGCUGUGAAACUGUUUUCACCAGACACUCUGGCUUGGAGCGCCCUGCAGGAGACCUGGGGAACACUCCAGGACCAUGGGAACGCCUUCUCUGUCAGACCAUCAUUGAAGGUAUGAACAGAGAUAUGUUGGAAGUGGUGAAGAGACAGUAUGUGGGGAUGAGACAUGAGACCAGACUGGCUAAGCUCCAACGUCAAGCAAAACACGCACAAGAUGUCAUGGAUGAAAACAAGAAAAAAGCUGAAUCCAAGAAAGAAAAACAGAUGUCAACAGCCUUGACUCUGUUCACCUCCCAAAAUCAGCCACAAUCCAAUAGGGAUAGGAGAGGCAGAGGAAGGGGCAGAGGAAGACGAGAGAGGGGCGGCAACCAACAACAGCGUGGGGCAUGUUAUCGCUGUGGCCAAUACGGACACUGGAAGGACGAGUGCCCUCGUGUUCAUGGGCCCACCCACAAACAGAGAAACCAGCAGGCUGACUGAGGGGCGGACCCGGGAGACAGGACUCCAGAGGAGCUUUUUUCUCCACCCACCACAGUUUUCGCUGCAGCAACUGUUGAGGGAAGUGAAAUGCACACACACACAUACACACACACAUACACUCAUUUAGCUGCUAUAGCUUAUAAACGUUUUCCUUUGUUUACAUUGUCUGUAAAUAAUCAACCAGUUUCUUUUAUGGUUGACAGUGGUGCAACUCACUCAGUUCUUAAGACAGGCACCCUAAA
Melanotaenia boesemani (Boeseman's rainbowfish) is the source of this 1941-nucleotide messenger RNA. RefSeq lists its product as uncharacterized. Bases 659 to 1699 code for a protein of 346 amino acids. Gene Ontology annotation, molecular function: zinc ion binding; nucleic acid binding. NCBI's taxonomy places the organism in Eukaryota, Metazoa, Chordata, Actinopteri, Atheriniformes, Melanotaeniidae. The record is from RefSeq and is a predicted model, not a curated record. The transcript has 2 exons.